AUGAGCAAGUGCUUACGGUGUCGAAGGGAUGCAGUUGAUGAUAAAGAUUCAUUCAGGUGUGAUGGUUGCAAAAGACUCCUUCAUGUGGCAUGUGCAAAUGUUACUUCAACAGAGGUGAGAUGCCUGCAACUCGCUGGAGGAAGGAAGUUGAAAUUUUUUUGCGAUGAUUGUGAGAAUGGUUUAUUACAAAUACCAGUAUUGAAAACAAUGAUGAAAGAACUACAGUCCGAAAUUAAGGAUCUCAAGAAUGCGUAUGCAUCCUUGAUAGCGGAUAAAGACAAUCAUAUAAGUGGUCUUAAGUCAGAGAUUGAAUCAUUGAAGAUGCGUGGGACAUCAAAUAUCUCAUUCGAAACAAUGUUUGAAGAACUCAAUGAGCGUCAAAUAAGGUCUAAUAAUAUCAUGAUAUACAAUGUUAAAGAGUCUUCAUCUGAAGAGAUCAGUGAAAGAAUAGAAGCAGAUAAAAAGGAGGUCAGUAAAAUAAUGCAGAAGAUGGAUAUGAGUGAAGCCACGAAUAAUAGCAUUAUGAAGAUACUUAGAGUAGGUCGUGCAGGUGGCCCAAAACAUAGACCUGUCAAAGUAGUAUUUUCUAAUAACCAAAUCGUCAAACAACUAUUAAAAUCCAAGAUGAAAUUACUGAGCACGCCGAUUAGAAUCAGUGAUGAUCAAACAAGAAUGCAGCAGGACAUGUUCAAGAAAUUACAUAUGAGUUGGAAUUUGAGAAAGCCCCUCUUUUCUCAAGAACUCCAAGAAGAAAAUCUAUCCGACGAGGAGUUUAGCGAUUUUUCGGACUUCUCUGACAUUGACCCAGAUUAUAAUAACUCUGAUAGCGAGUCGAGUGGUGUAUCCAGAGAUGAAUCCGAUGAGGAUUCGAGUUUAUCAGACGGUGCAGAAGUAGUGGAAAAUGAAGAUGAUGAAAACGAUACUGCACCAGAUCCCGCAAGUAAUCAAUUCAAGUUCUCUUGGUACGAGUAUUCUGGAAAUCACCAAACAUUGCGAUUUACUGGAAAUGAAGGUAAACAAUGCGAUUUGUCUCGGGGUCUGCGGAUACCAUUGCCGAGUAGUUGGCUGUAA
Molecule: messenger RNA, 1071 nt
Organism: Phaedon cochleariae (mustard beetle)
Lineage: Eukaryota; Metazoa; Arthropoda; Insecta; Coleoptera; Chrysomelidae
Source: the annotation of a GenBank genome assembly